Molecule: messenger RNA, 1349 nt
Organism: Spirodela intermedia
Lineage: Eukaryota; Viridiplantae; Streptophyta; Magnoliopsida; Alismatales; Araceae
Source: the annotation of a GenBank genome assembly
AUGAAGACGUCUGAGGAAAAUGGUGGAUCAGUCCCGGACAAUCGCAGCAACAGUUCCUCCUCCAACUCCUCCAACUUCGAGUUCCACAGAGGUAAUGGACCCAGCAAGGCCUCUCAGCCCCGCAAGGUCGCAGGCCCCCGCGGGAAGCCGACGCCGUCGAAAUGGGACGACGCCCAGAAGUGGCUGGUCGGCUUCUCCGGCGGCGGCGGCGGCGAAGAGGGCCACUCCAAAACCAAGCCACGAAGCUCCAAUGCCGAAGACAGGCGGCUCCUCCACUCGGCCUCCCAGAAGGGGAGAUUCUCCUGUAGCAGUAUUGACGGGUUGGGAGAGGAGGGAGAAACCAAGAAUAUAGACUUUUGGAAGAUCAACCAGUCGAUGGGGGAGAGCCCAAUCGCCAUGAGAGCAGUCUGCGUGAGGGACAUGGGGACAGAGAUGACGCCGGUAGCCAGCCAGGGGCCGUCGCGGGCGGCGACGCCCAUUGGAGCUACUACGCCGGCGUUGAGGAGCCCCAUCUCUUCGAGGUCUUCCACCCCCGAAAGGAGCUUCCCCACGGAGGGCUACCAGGCGAGCGCCGUGAAUCUGGACACGAAGAACGAAUGCCUGGCUUUCGGCAAGGGAGAGCGAGACAACAUGACCAGCCCAGCGGCGCAGUCAAGGAUUCCUGAUUCUCUGGAGUCCAGAGCCAUGGCGUGGGAUGAGGCCGAGCGUGCCAAGGAUAUGGCGAGGUCAAGAUCAGAUCUCGAAGACCCCAUGGCGUCUAUCUCGUCAUUCACGGAUUUCUAUGCAAUUUUCUCUGUGGAGUGGCCACCGUCACGGCUAGUUCUGAGUCUUCUGUAUGCUUUCAGAUACAAACGCGAGGAGGUCAAGAUCCAAGCCUGGGAGAACCGCGAGAGGAGGAAGGCUGAGAUGGAGAUGAAGAGAAUGGAGGUAACAGCCAUAGAUUCAUAGUGGGAAAAUUCAUCGUCACUGAGGGGUUCUGAGGCGAAUCUCUGAGCGAACUUUAACUUAGCUCAUAAUUCUGAUUACGGAACCAAACCACUCUGCUCAUGAAACUAUUAAAUCCUUGGGUCUCUCUCUCUCUCUCUCUCUCUCUCUCGGUAUCUUUGUUUUUCAUGUAUAAUUGGCACCUCCGUGUCCAGGUGAAAGCCGACAGACUGAAAGCCCGGGCGCAGGAGAGGCUGACGAACAAGCUAGCGGCGGCACGGAGGAUCGCCGAGGAGAAGCGUGCCAACGCGGAGGCCAAGCUGAACGAGCGAGCCGCUAGGACGGCGGAGAGGGCGGAUUACAUCAGGAGGACCGGCCACCUGCCGUCUUCCUUCACCUUCCGGCUGCCUUCCCUUUGCGGUUGA